GCUUGUGACAGCUCUGUAUUCCAGUCUGAGCGCAGAUCGGCUGAGAAAACGGGACUAAAACCAAACAAACAUAGAAGAGAAAACAGAAGAAGAAGAAAACUUCGAGAAUGAAAGCAAUAAGCCCCGUUCGGUCCUUCCGGAAAAACGCCGUGAAUUUAACGGAGCACUCGUUGGGAAUCUCGCGGAGCAAGACCCCGGUGGACGACCCGCUCAGCCUGCUGUACAACAUGAACGACUGCUACUCCAAGCUGAAGGAGCUGGUGCCGAGCAUCCCGCAGAACAAGAACGUCAGCAAGAUGGAAAUCCUGCAGCAUGUCAUCGACUACAUCCUGGACCUGCAGAUCGCGCUGGACUCCAGCGUCGCACUGAGCAGCCUGCAUCACCCCGCGCGGCCGGGGCAGACCGGCGCAUCCAGGCCCCCCCUGACCACCCUCAACACAGACAUCAGCAUCUUGUCAUUACAGUCCCCGGAGUUGCCAUCAGAGCUGAUGACAGAUGACAGCCGGACUCUGCAUCGUUAAGGCGGUGUUUGGUCAAGACGCAAAAAAAAAAAAAAAAGAAAAAAAGAAAAAAAAACCCACACCAGGACCUGAGGAGCAACCCAUCCAACACCAUCCAACUGCAGUUCCUCAGGCCUGGAUGUUUUUUUUCUUUUCAUUAUCCCCCCUGAAAUCAAGACUCUUACUUCAAAAAGAAAAGAAAAAAAAGGACAAUCUCCUGUGAUGUGACACUUUCAUUAUUAUUUAACUUAAGACUUUUUUUUUUUAUUUGUGGGUCCUUUCUGGAAAUGGAAGGAAGGCGCGAUAUGUUCCCGACAACGGGAGGAAAAAAGGGGGGAAAGAGGAAGAAAGAAGGGGGGGGGGGGAUUGUCACAAGGAUUACCACCUCCCCUCUUCUUCCUCACCUCCCCGUGACCCCCCCCCCCUCCCUCCUUUCUCUCCUUGUUGAUCUCUUCGCUUUUUCUGCGGAGGUGGGAACUUGUACAGAAACAAGCAGUUUGGUUAGUUACUGUUCAAAGAAAAAAAUGUUUAAAGUUUAGUCUUGUCUUGUCAGAAAUGUUGGCACACGAAGGACUGGACAAUGUUUAAGAAAAAACAAAAAACUUGAUUUAAAAAAAAAGAGAAAAAUCUUGUGAACUCUCACCAGGAGUUGUAUAGUUGCAGGAAUUUGAAACUUCUGCAAAAGUGUAUUGCUGUACUUAAUUAUGCUGAAACUUUUUAUAAAAGUAAUGUAAAUUGUACCUUUUUUUAAAUAUAAAAAAUAAAUCAAAGUGCAACUUGA
Messenger RNA from Oryzias latipes (Japanese medaka), 1281 nucleotides. It is a transcript of the gene id2a, whose product is annotated as inhibitor of DNA binding 2a. Gene Ontology annotation, cellular component: nucleus; cytoplasm. Gene Ontology annotation, molecular function: protein dimerization activity; transcription regulator activity. NCBI's taxonomy places the organism in Eukaryota, Metazoa, Chordata, Actinopteri, Beloniformes, Adrianichthyidae. The record is from RefSeq and is a predicted model, not a curated record. Gene Ontology annotation, biological process: cell differentiation; negative regulation of transcription by RNA polymerase II; circadian regulation of gene expression.